This is a messenger RNA of Dovyalis caffra, 2535 nucleotides long. The record is from the annotation of a GenBank genome assembly. NCBI's taxonomy places the organism in Eukaryota, Viridiplantae, Streptophyta, Magnoliopsida, Malpighiales, Salicaceae.
AUGGCUCCCCAAAAUGAUUCUUCUAGUCGACUUCUUAGCAUUCGUAAGCAGGAGAGUUCAGACAAAUACUUUGAUUUGUCGGAUGGGAAAUUUCGGGUCAAAGGUUUUCCAUUGCUUUCUGAAGUUCCAAGCAAUGUGACUUUUGCUCCUUUUUUUCCUAUUUGUAAAUCGUCUGAUGCUCCACUUGCUCUGCUCCAACGCGUCCAAGAUCUGUCACACAAGGGCGGAUUCUUUGGGUUACACAAAGAGGCUCCGUCAGACCGCUUAAUGAACUCCCUUGGUAAGUUCACUGGUAGGGAAUUUUUGUCCGUCUUUAGAUUCAAAACUUGGUGGUCUACCAUGUGGGUGGGUAACUGUGGGUCUGAUUUGCAAAUGGAAACUCAAUGGGUUCUCCUCAAUGUUCCUGAAAUAAGGUCUUAUGUCAUAAUUAUACCUGUCAUUGAUGGGAGUUUUAGGUCUGCUCUCCACCCUGGAGCUGAUGGUCAUGUCAUGAUUUGUGCUGAGAGUGGUUCUACUCAGGUGACGGCAUCAUCUUUUGAUGGUAUCGCUUAUGUUCAUGUGUCUGAAAAUCCUUACAAUAUCAUGAAAGAGGCCUAUAGUGCACUUAGGGUCCACCUCGAUACCUUCAAGCUUUUGGAAGAGAAAACUGCCCCUUCUCUUAUUGAUAAAUUUGGGUGGUGCACUUGGGAUGCAUUUUAUUUAACUGUAGAGCCUGCUGGUGUAUGGCAUGGUGUGAAUGAUUUUGUCGAGGGUGGUGUCUCUCCAAGGUUUCUCAUCAUUGAUGAUGGCUGGCAAAGCAUCAAUAUCGAUGGUGAGAAUCCGAACGAGGACGCUAAGAACCUUGUUCUUGGUGGGACUCAAAUGACUGCCAGGCUUCACAGGCUUGAUGAAUGCGAGAAGUUCAGAAAGUACAAAGGAGGGUCUAUGCUCGGUCCUAACCCUCCUUCAUUUGAUCCAAAGAAACCAAAGAUGCUUAUCUCAAAGGCAAUAGAAAUCGAGCAUGCUGAGAAGGAUCGCGAUAAGGCAAUCCAAUCUGGUGUUAGUGACUUGUCUGCUUUUGAAUCGAAAAUUCAAAAGUUGAAACAAGAACUGGACGCCAUGUUUGGCGGAGAAGAAAAGAGUGUUUCUAGUGGGAGCUGCGGAAGUUGUUCUUGCAAGGCUGACAGUUAUGGCAUGAAAGCUUUCACGAGAGAUUUGAGGACAAAGUUUAAAGGUUUGGAUGAUAUUUAUGUGUGGCAUGCUCUCUGUGGCGCCUGGGGUGGUGUUAGGCCAGGUGCUACUCAUCUGAAUUCAAAGAUCGUUUCUUGCAAACUGUCUCCUGGUCUUGCUGGAACAAUGAAUGAUCUUGCUGUGGUUAAGAUCGUUGAAGGUGGUAUUGGUCUUGUUCAACCUGACCAAGCAGGAGAUUUCUACGAUUCUAUGCACUCGUACCUUGCCAAUGUUGGUAUUACAGGGGUGAAAGUAGAUGUCAUUCAUACUCUUGAGUAUGUGUCUGAAGAAUAUGGAGGUCGUGUUGAGCUUGCAAAGGCUUAUUACAGGGGCCUGUCAGAUUCCCUGUCAAAGAAUUUCAAAGGAUCUGGACUCAUCUCUAGCAUGCAACAAUGCAAUGAUUUCUUCUUCCUUGGAACAAAGCAGAUAUCUAUGGGAAGAGUAGGUGAUGAUUUCUGGUUCCAGGAUCCUAACGGGGAUCCCAUGGGAGUUUAUUGGUUGCAAGGGGUCCAUAUGAUCCAUUGUGCCUACAACAGCAUGUGGAUGGGUCAGAUUAUCCAACCUGAUUGGGAUAUGUUCCAAUCUGACCAUCUGUGUGCCAAAUUUCAUGCUGGAUCAAGAGCUAUUUGUGGUGGACCUGUCUAUGUGAGUGACUCUGUGGGUGGUCAUGAUUUUGAACUCCUCAAGAAACUCGUGUACCCUGAUGGUACCAUUCCCAAGUGCCAACAUUUUGCCCUGCCCACUAGGGACUGCCUCUUCAGGAAUCCACUAUUUGACAAGAAAACAAUUCUCAAGAUUUGGAACUUCAACAAGUAUGGAGGUGUGAUUGGAGCUUUCAACUGCCAAGGAGCUGGAUGGGACCCCAAAGAGCAAAGGAUCAAGGGUUACUCAGAAUGUUACAGGCCAAUGUCUGUUUCUGUUCAUGUUACUGAUAUUGAAUGGGACCAAAAGAAAGAUGCUGCUCAAAUGGGUGAGGCUGAAGAGUACACAAUCCAUCUCAACCAGGCAGAAGAACUACUGCUUGUAUCACGAAAAUCUGAAGCAAUUCAAAUUACCAUCCAUCCAUCUUCAUUUGAGAUCUUCAGCUUUGUGCCCAUCAAGAAGCUAGGCACCAGUAUCAAAUUUGCUCCUAUUGGACUGACAAACAUGUUUAACAGUGGGGGCACAAUCCAAGAACUGGAAUAUUUUGACUCUGAAGCUGAGACUUGUGUAAAGAUUGAGGUUAAAGGUGGAGGAAAUUUCUUAUCUUACUCUAAUGCAUCUCCAAAGAAGUGUUUCUUGAAUGGAUCCGGGGGGCUUUUGAGUGGCUGGAUAAUGGCAAACUGA